AUGGGCCAAGUCUUAGACAGGUUUCAGGAUAAGCAGUGGAGGCAAAGCAAAAUAAGGAAGAUAACUGAUAAAGCUUUUGAAAGUCUGAAGAAGGAAGACGAAACUGCUCAUUUGACAUUUGAAGAUCUGUAUAUUGCUGUUUUACUUGUUUACAAUGAUCUUAAUAAGCAUCUGCCUGGUCCUCAUUUUGACCCUCCAUCAAAAGAUAGAGUCAAACAAGUCAUGAAGGAAUGUGAUGUGAAUCCAGAUGGGAAAAUUGACCGUGAUGAGUUUUAUGAAUUCAUUAAGAGGAUGACAGAGGAUACAUUCACAAGGAUAAGUCAAGGGCUGAUUGUGACUCUGGUGGUGGCACCAAUGGUUGCAUUGGCAACAAUGAGAGCUAUUGAAGGCCUCCCAGGUUCUAUUGGCAAGAUUGCAAAAAAGAUUCCCAAAUCACUCUAUGUAUCACUUGUCACUCUUGCAAUUGUGGCACUCCGUAAUUGGUUGCAAAGGAUCUCUUAUAACAACUAAACUUCCCUACAACUUAUUCAAUAAAACUUUCAACUCUGUUUCUUCUUAUACUCAUGUUAAGCCUUCCUUAGGACUUCAGAGCCAGGCUUUAUGUUCUCAUGAAGUGAAGUUUACGACUUCCCGUUGACAAAAUGAAGGGCUUUUGUGUUGCUUUAA
Molecule: messenger RNA, 666 nt
Organism: Neltuma alba
Lineage: Eukaryota; Viridiplantae; Streptophyta; Magnoliopsida; Fabales; Fabaceae
Exons: 4
Coding region: 1-510 (169 amino acids)
Molecular function (GO): calcium ion binding
Source: RefSeq, a predicted model, not a curated record